CUUCUUCCUUCUUCUAUUCCUAUUUUCUAGAGGUGCUCCCCUAGAGUGAGCCAUUUUCAGUGCAUUUCUUUAUCAAGUAAUUUCGGGUGUGUUAUAGUUGGUAUCAGAGACACCAAUCUUUGUGUAUCCAUCUAUGGAAAUGGUGGAAAUGGAAGAAAUUCUUUCAUCAUUACUCAAAAUCAAGCAGUUGGUCGAACAAUCACAACCACGUCAUGAAGUUAUCUUGCAGACAUUCAGAGGUGUCAGGAACAACUUUGAAGAUUUCAGAAACAACUUCAAUAAAGAUUUAACUGAUCUGAAACACCAGGUUUGUGCGAUGCAAGAAGAAGAACACACGGAGGGUGAUCUCGAUUCGAUUCCUCUUUCCUCUGUUUUCAAAAAUCCCGUCUUAUUUCUUCAACCUUUAGAUCUCCCUUUUCAUCUUUCGUUUCCUUCCUCCAUCAACGCACGAUCGGAUGUUGAUCUCGUCGAGAAGGAGUAUUUCAUCAAUAAUGGGGCCAAGAACCAAAUCACCAUGAAACCCAUCAACACUGUCUUCAAAGUUAGGAGUCUGAUUGGCCAUAGAUUCAGUGAUGCUUCUGUUCAAAGUGACAUUACAUUGUGGCCAUUCAUGCCCAUCGUUUUUGUCAUUUGCAGGAGAGAAGCCCAUGCUUCUUUGCGUCUGGUAUGGCAUCCCCCAUGGAAGUUCAUCCAAAAUUUAUGGGGCCUUUUGACUCCUCCGAUGGCUGAAGAGUACACCCUCUCACUUGAUUCAUAUUUCCUACACCAAGACUACAACAAAAGAAAUCCCAAAUCGUGUCUUGUAAUGGUAGCUCCGGCUAUGGUAAUGGACCUAGAGCCUUCGUCUGAGCCACUAUCUUCAUUCUUCUCCACUAGAUCUAAGCGCCUUAGCAUCUCGACGGACUAGACCUCCAACGAGGACGAUAUGUACAGCUACCUGAAGACGUUGCAACGGCAACUGGAUACCUACCAUCACCGUCGCCAAUGUCAACAAUCUCAUCCAGCUCUGCAACACCAUAUUACCCAGCUGAGAACGAGGUGUCUCAUAGCCUACAUCAAGCUCUGCAACAGCGACAUCGUAAUACUCAAAUCUCGACGACACCGUGAUGUCUCCUUCACACUUAUCUCCUCAUUCCGAUUCUUCAGCAACAAAUGCUACGCCUAUGUGGACUCCCUCUAAGCUGGAUUUCAAUUGGGCAAAAUUGACCAGAGCAUUCAGUUCUAAGCAUACUACGAGUGAAGUUGUUGGCAUUGUGACUUGGGAAUGACUAAUUUCUAGGUUGCUGUCACGAAGGGAAAUAAUUCAAAAAUUACUGAGAAACUGUUUGAUGAAAGGCUUGAGAGAGGGCUUGGGAGGAAAUUAUUUCCUUUGCAACCAUAUGCAUUCAAGUGGAUAAAAGAGAUAGCCACAAAUUUGUUUCAUCUGAAGAAAACUCCUCAAAUGGUAGAAUUCGUGGAUGAUAGCAAGGAGGUGGAGGAGCUAUUGAGCUUACCCCCUGAAAAGGUUUUACUGAAAUGGAUGAAUUUUCAUAUGAAGAAAGCUGGCUAGAGAAACAAGUUACCAACUUCUCCUUUGACGUGAAGGAUGAAAGAGGGCCAUUUUAUUGGCGAGGUCUGCUUGAAGGUGCAUAACUUGUUACUUACUACCUGCCUCUCAACUUGUUUCAAGGGUGUUCGUGUUGCUGAUUUGCAAUGUCUUCAUUUCAUUCUUCAUCUUCUUUGGCUGAUCGUUGUUCGACCAAAAAAGAGGAGAACAUCCAAAAAAAGAGAAAAGGACAUACGAAAGAGAGUGUUGCUUCUUCUUAAUAAUCGGAAAGAGCUUGAAAGUCAAUUAAAGAUAUUAGGAUCAAGAUCAAAUGGAAGAUUAAGUAUAUGUUGGGGACUUCUUUGUAUGUGUUAAUAGGUUUAUCAAUUUUGUUAAGUUAGUGUUUUCAAUGUAGCCCAACUGUGUACCAGGCUGGUGACCUGUUGUAAUAUGCAGUGUUGUUAUGUUUUCAAUGCAGUCCUACUGUACCAGACCUAUUAUACAAAACUUAUUAUGUGUUCAA
Molecule: messenger RNA, 2048 nt
Organism: Juglans regia (Persian walnut)
Lineage: Eukaryota; Viridiplantae; Streptophyta; Magnoliopsida; Fagales; Juglandaceae
Exons: 2
Coding region: 134-907 (257 amino acids)
Molecular function (GO): ATP-dependent protein folding chaperone; ATP binding
Source: RefSeq, a predicted model, not a curated record